Messenger RNA from Danio rerio (zebrafish), 2778 nucleotides. The record is from RefSeq and is a predicted model, not a curated record. Lineage: Eukaryota; Metazoa; Chordata; Actinopteri; Cypriniformes; Danionidae.
UACUGCGCCACUGCCUCGCCACAAAACAAAACAUUUUCCUGAUAAUAAUUUAGACCCAUUUAUAAUAUUCGUAAAAAAGGCUCUUUGUGAAAGAAAUAAUACAGAUACCUUUUAAAUGUUUCGGAUGUUGGACCCUUGCACCAGGAUGAUCAUAUUUUGUGGCCUGUGGAUUGUAAACACUUUAGUUAAAACUUGCGAUUUUUAUUUUUCGCAUUCGGUAAAUAUAAUAUAUAGCCUACACCAAGCAGUGAAAAUUUAGGACUGUCGUACUAUAAAGUAUAAAAUAUAUAUAUGCACAAAUAAUGAUUUAAUAUGCAAGAUAAAUAACCUCUGGACGAAUACUUUUAGCAAAACACUUGAAUCACUAAAAUGAAUCCGAACUCCGCUCCGUGUUUUCGCCAUCUCCAUGAUUUCACUCCAUAAAUCCAGAGUUACAGUAUGUGAGAGGCUCUCCGUCAGGGGGUGUGUUGCCCUAAAAAAAAAAGUAAAGCAAUAUCCGACUGCGCUGCUUGACUAUUUGCAAAAAAAAUCUAUCGCGUGUUCGACAAAGCUGUUUUUUGUGCGGACUCAGUCAAAGCCGACUGUUUUAGCUGAGAGGACACAGUAUGGCAGCGGUAGGAUCCCGAGCAGGACUUGACACGAUGGGCAUUGACGGCCAGGAUGGACUGGUCUACAUGCAGUGUUGUGGGCAAGGAGAAGGGGUGCAGAAGAAGCUGAAUGCAGGAUCUGCCACCACAGACUGGUCUGUCGAUGCCAACACACAGCAAACAAACCUAAUGUCCUUCCCAAGGUCUUCCGGCAUGGACUUACCUUACAGAAGUCCUGAAUCAGUGGAGAUGGAUGAGAUCAUGGCUGCGAUGGUGCUCACCAGUCUGUCCUGCAGUCCAGUGGUCCAAAGCCCCCCGCAAAAAGACCUCCUACCAGGGGACAUGGAGUGUUGUGGAGGUGAUCUAUCUGACAGUGGCAGCAGUGGUUACUGGAGUUGGGACCAUGGAAAUGUAAGCCCAGCCCCGUCUCCAUCGGUCAAUGAGAUGGACAGGAGCCCCGGCCGACCCACAGACGAGGGCCUGCACAUGGAGCUGGACCAAGGUGCAUGUGAGGAGCCUGAGGCCCGGAGGUGCAAGAGCUUGAGCCGGGGAGCAUACAGGUGUUUGUGGCCGGGCUGUGGAAAAGUGCUGACAUCGCGUGUCGGCAUGAAGCGGCAUAUUCGCAUUCUUCACCUCGGUGGAGGCUCAGAGCAGUCCCACAGAGAGGAAGACUUCUACUACACAGAGGUCUCCUCUGAAGAUGAAGACACUGCACCUUCAUCUCCCGCGCCUUCCUUCUCCAGUGGAGCCUGGACAUCCUGCAGCUCCACACAAAGCCAGGAUACAACAGUCCUGUCCAGUCCUCUCAGCCAAUCCGCUCCCAGCAGUGUCUGGCAGAUUCACACUGAACACCUCUAUCAGGCCUGUUCACCCAUUCAGGUGACGGUCUCUCCGGGCAGCCCCACAUUUUGCAGCUGGACUCCGCCUGGAGACGUCCAGCAGAAACCUCAGAUUCCAGCCCCUCGCAGCCGGUCGGUGAGUGUGGGAGAGCAGUGGCUCCAGAGGAACAGCACCUCCACCAGAUCACACACCAUCAGUGCGUCUCCAUCCAGAGGACACUGCUCAUUCAGGAAGGGGCGCGGCGAGGCCAAAAAGUGCCGAAAAGUGUAUGGCGUGGAGCGCAGGGACCAAUGGUGCACCGCCUGCCGCUGGAAGAAAGCUUGUCAGCGGUUUCCAGACUAAACAAAAAGACUUGAGGAGAUGAGAAAGAAUCUCUACUUUCUUUCUGUCCUCCAAUUACUUCCUGCACUGUAGAGGACCCCUCUUUUCACUUUUCUACCUUUUUUUUGUGCGUGUUUUGGUUCUGUUUUUCCACAAAGUGAACGCUGGUACUAGCUGUCAAGACUGUGGAGUUGUAGGAUCCCGACCCUUCGAAGGUGAAUUCUGCCCUCUCGCACAAGUCUAAAGUGUAAUCCUGUAUCUGAACAAGGUGUUUUUAACCCUGCUCCUGCACUUAUUCAACCAUAGCCCAGAUAUUUAAGUGAUUGUUGAUUUUAUUUUUUGUAUACUGUGGACAAUGUAUUGCUUUAAGCAUUUUCAUGAUGUUUUUCUAUUGCCGUUUUUUUUGUGUAUUGUCACGUAUUGUCUUUUUUUUUCUAUGUAUUUACUUUGUUUCGCAAAGGUUUGACUAAGGUCGUUUGCCAUAGCGCUUCCUAAUCAAUCUAAACUGCCAGAUAUAAAGCUACAGUGGUGUCGAGUGAAAGAUGAAGUGAAUGUUGUCGUCGGCCACACGGGUGGUCACGGUGUGUUGUCUGAUGGAGAAAAAAAAGUGCAGCUAUAACCUUUUGAUUGAAUACCAAAGUGCUAUUGCAAAGAGUUUAAAGGGAGCUAGACUGAAUACUGUCCCGAGUUAUAGAUCGGGCUUGUUUCCUUUUCUAUGUUUCUUGUCAUCCUUCCAAAAAAAAAAAAAACUAACAAAAAAAAUGUGUUUAGGUCUUGUACAAUACUGGAUCAUUCCUUUGGGAACAUUUAAAAGGAUUUCAAACUGUAACAUCAGAUAAAAAACAAAGAGAUAUUAUGUACUGUAUAAUUAAAAAGACACAAGAUUGAAUAUGCAAAUUUCAAACGCUUGUCAUUUGUGCAUGACAAAUAACAGGAAUAAUCGUCAAAUUAUUUUAUUGGCCUGUUGUGUGCAUUUCAUGUACAAGUGGAAAGGAUUGAAACAAUAAAAAAAAAUCACUUUCCAAAAAAA